AUGCCCGAUCACCCGGUGCUGACGCAAGACUCCUCCAUGCUCACCCGCCGCUUCGGCAAGGAAGUCAUCAACUAUUACGCCGGCAGCCGCCUCAACCGCUACUCCUUCCUGCGCUCCGACGCCAAGUUCUUGAGCAACGCGGCCGCCUCGACGUCGGCUUGCUUCCUCGCCCUCAGCAACCUCGCCCCCCUCGUCCUUGACAAGCGCUCUCUCGCCCUCCUCACCUUGGACGAUGUCGAACCGCUCAUAGGCCGCGUGCUGUUCGCCCAAAGUGAUGCUGAAGCCAUCGAGCAGUUUGAUUCAUCCACCAAAACGCCCUUGGUCCUCUUCUUGGGUGCCCUGGACGAAACGGACGCUCCAGAGCUCGAGACGCAGAGCCAUGGCAUCGUCAGGGCCCGGCCAUUCUUCGCCGUCGACGCCACCCCCAGGGAACCCUACGCCGACGCCGCCUCUGCCUUUUUGCGGCAGCAGGAGGUGCUGGGCAGGAAGCUGCAGACCGACUCGAGGAGCAUGACGCUCAACGCCGAAGCCGCAUCCAUCUACGCCCAAGCGAGAUCCAUGAUAGACUGGAACGGCCGCCACCCCUUCUGUGCCGGCUGCGGAAACGCCAACCUCUCCGUCGAGGCCGGCUACAAGCGUGUCUGCCCCCCCACCGAUCUCCGGGGCUCCGCCGAUGCGGAAACGCGCGGGGACUGCCCGACCCGCCACGGCGUCUCGAACGUGUGCUUCCCGCGUUCCGAUCCUACCAUGAUCGCCGCCGUCGUCUCCGCCGACGGGUCCCGCAUUCUGCUCGGCCGCCAGAAACGCUACCCUCCCGACUGGUACAGCGCGCUCGCCGGCUUCCUCGAGCCCGGCGAGUCCGUCGAGGAAGCCGUGAGGAGGGAGGUCUGGGAGGAGGCGGGUGUCAAAGUCGGCCGAGUCGUCGUCCACUCCUCUCAGCCUUGGCCGUACCCGUCGACGCUCAUGCUCGGGGCCAUAGCCCAGGCGCUGCCGGGUGAGGAGACCAUCGCUCUGAAUGACAAGGAGCUGGAGGAGGCAAGAUGGUUUACCAUCGACGAGGUGCGAGAUGCUCUGAGGAGAGGCGCAGGCUCCCUCGUCAGUCCGCCGUCAAAGGAACGCAAGGAGGGGCAGUUGCGCGUGCCCCCGCCGCAGGCCAUUGCGAACCGGCUGAUGACGGCCGUGGUGGACGGCUACAUGACCGGCAUUCCCAAGAUUUGA
Messenger RNA from Drechmeria coniospora, 1218 nucleotides. RefSeq lists its product as uncharacterized. Gene Ontology annotation, cellular component: cytosol. Gene Ontology annotation, molecular function: NADH pyrophosphatase activity; metal ion binding. NCBI's taxonomy places the organism in Eukaryota, Fungi, Ascomycota, Sordariomycetes, Hypocreales, Ophiocordycipitaceae. The coding region runs from base 1 to 1218 and encodes 405 amino acids. The record is from RefSeq and is a predicted model, not a curated record. Gene Ontology annotation, biological process: NAD+ catabolic process; NADP+ catabolic process. The transcript is spliced from 2 exons.